This is a messenger RNA of Coniosporium apollinis CBS 100218, 216 nucleotides long. RefSeq lists its product as uncharacterized. Bases 1 to 216 code for a protein of 71 amino acids. Lineage: Eukaryota; Fungi; Ascomycota; Dothideomycetes. The record is from RefSeq and is a predicted model, not a curated record. The transcript has a single exon.
AUGGAGGCUGAUACAAGCCUAAUCAGGAAAGACUUUAAGAGGGUCGCGGAAGACAGGAUACUGAGCGGCGCUUUUGCAGAAGAGUUCACAGCUCUGGAUCGUGACGGUCCCGGCGUGCAGAAGAAACUCGAAGAACUGUUUGAGGAGGCCAGCCACAGUGAGCUGGCGGAAGGUGAGGUUAGGGUGCGAGAAAGACUGGGUGUGAAGACCAUAUGA